ACAGUGUAACAGGUUGAGUGACAGGCGUCCCACUGCGCAUGUACAGCAUCAUCGCUUCUCUUCAGGAGGGCGUGAUUAUUCACCGUUCAAACCCUAUUCAUUGUGCUUCUAAAAGGAAGAAAUAAUAUAUAACUUACUAACUAAUUAUUAGCAAUGUAAGGUAAGCCUAUGCUCAUUCGGAGAGGUUGCAGAUACAGGUAAGAGGGAUGACAGCAGGUGCCCGGAUUUUGGUCAGGUAACCCCGGGCCGCGAAUUUUUUUUUUGCAGGGUGGUAGCGGGAAGCUCAUCCCUGAUUGGCUGGGACUUGUUGGCUGGGACUUGGCUCGCUGGGACUUUGUCAGAGGGCUUGUGUGAAAAUCACGAACGCAAAUGAAUUAAACGUUGUUAUAAAUCAACACGAAUAAUGUGACACAUGAUACCCACCAACUACACGGCAACUCUAUAGCUACCUUGGCUUUCAGUAAGUACAAACGUUAGAUCACUUCACUCGUCUAAAAGCCCCUGUGAAACUGUUAUGUGUCACGGGGGCUACUGUAGUAAACCCUUUUUGUAUUUAUUAUAUUUUAUAACGUUAUGUAUAGCGCAUCGGCAAAUGAAUUAAACGUUGUUAUAAAUUAACACGAAUCAUUUUAGCAAUAAUGUGACACAUGAUACCCACCUACUAUACGGCAACUCUAUCCUUUCUGUAAGUACAAACGUUAGCUCACUCGUCUAAAAGCCCCUGUGAAACUGUUAUGUGUCACAGCCUGGGCUACUGUAGUAAAUCAUUUUUUUUUUUUAUUAUAUUUUAUAACGUUAUGUAUAGCGCAUCGCAUUGCUUUCGGCAGCUGGUGAUUGUUUCCAAGUUUUUUUUUUCUAAUUGUUGUCCAUCCAUGUCUUGAUAUUUCCAUUAAGAUUCCAUUCUGUUCUGUUUCUAGAAGUAGUGAGCAUAAUGGCAGGAUUUAUUAAAGCUUGCAACAUUUGCCAGACCCAUGUCAACUUUGAGGAGAUGGAGCUGCUGGAGGUUAGGUGUAGAAGAUGGAUAAGAAUAAACCGUAUGAUUUCUGAUAUUUGUUCAUAGUGGUUCUGCCACACCCCACAACCAAUUACAUUAUAGAAAGAAGGGCCAUAAAAUCGCGUAGGGCUAAAUUAAUUUUAAUAUUGAUUUUCACCUAUCAAUCCACCUACUACACGGCAAUAUAGCUAGCUACCGUUCUGUAAGUGCCAAAACAAACGUUAGCUCUUAAUGCUAACUCGUCAAAAACAACUACUGUAGGCCUAUAACAUGUGUCACACUAUUGAUACAAUGAUUUGUGUUGAUUUAUAACAACGUUUCAUUUAUUUGCGUUCGUGAUUUUCACAAGCCCUCUGUUUUCAAAAGCCCUCUGACAAAGUCCCUGCGAGCCAAGUCCCAGCCAAUGAGGGAUGAGUUCCCUCACGAAUAUUCACGAGCUUCCCGCUACCACCCUGCAAAAAAUAAACUCGCGAGGAGGCGGGGUCAGAGGUAUGGAAGCCCAUUCCCGCCACAGGAAAAAAAAAAAACACCACAAACUAUCUCAUAAUUAUGAGAUUAAAAGUCAUAAUAACGAGAUUUAAAGUCAUAAUUACGAGAUUUAAAGUCAUAAUUACGAGAUUAAAAGUCAUAAUUACGAGAUUAAAAGUCAUAAUUACGAGAUUUAAAGUCAUAAUUAUGAGAUUUAAAGUCAUAAUAACGAGAUAAAAAAGUCAUAAUUAUGAGAUUUAAAGUCAUAAUAACGAGAUAAAAAAGUCAUAAUAAUGAGAUUUAAAGUCAUAAUUACGAGAUUUUCGACGGUUAGCCUGCCCCCUGACCUCACUUCCUUCAAGUUCGAAAUCGGCACGACAGAGCGGCACGCGCUACUAGGCUACCAGUCGGCGCCAUCAUUUCGGACCUGAGGCUGAUGAACCUGCAAGUCAUCACUUCUCUCGGUCAUCCUCCUAUUCGCAAGGCGAAACAGCAAGGAUGGAUGAGUUGUGCGAGUUCUUGAGGUCGCGGAAUGUACCAGAAGAAAACAUAAAGCAACUGGAAAACGAUAAGAUCGAUCCCAAUGUCCUCCUGCUCAUGAACGACGACCAGUUAACCGAGUAUCUACCAUCAUAUGGAGACCGACUGGCUGUCCUUGGAUAUUGCAGAUUGAAGGGGAAGAAUCCUGUUGCCCGCAAAUCAAAACUUUUUGAGCGACUGAAAGCCAAGUUAGCAAAAAGUGACGAUCGUGAACACUUGUCUGAGAAGUUACCAUGUCAAAAUGCUCAGAAGAAAGAGCGUAAAAUUGAAAUUGGCUGGUUGAAUUUCCGUGACGGGAAAUUCUUACAAAUGAGGGCCAAAAAGGGGGGCGGGACCAGGAAAAUCUCUGUGUCCAAGAAUUGUUGUAAAGAUCAGUUAAUUGAACAGGCCAAAAACCUGUUUUUCCCUGGUCAGAAAAAUGCAGAAGGAAAUGUUCAAGAUUUUGCGAUUGAACUAACUGAUUUUCAGGAGCGCCCGUUAGAUCCCCUGACUACAGUUGGGGAUCUUUAUGAAGUAACAAAGCUGCCCAUUUUACGCUUUUACUUAGCAACAACCAAGAGGGAUGGUUGCAGUGAGAAUCAGCUUGCAGCCUCACCCAACCCCCCUAGGCCUAGUUUACCUCUAGCUGAAGGUCAGGAAACCGCAGAUGUGGUAUAUGCUAGUAGCAGCAAUGUCCUGUCUGAUACAAACAGUGAUCCUGAGCCCUUCGAUUGCUCCACUGUUGAAAUGACAGAUUGGGCUAGUGUGAGCGAAGUUGAUGCCGCCAAUGCUGUAGAUGACUUUGAGAAUAGUGGCACAGUUACCUUUUUCCAAGGACACCUACAUGAUCUGGACUGGGUUAGCCUUGAUGAUACCUUACAAACGUCUCCUCGGGCAUCAAGUUCAUCUACUCCGACCCUAGAUAUUGCUCAUGUGCCCAUUGAUCAGAGUGAAAGAACAAAGAGAAUAAUUGUUGUUCACCGUGGGCAGAUCCUGAGAGAACUAAUCACACAUUUUUUGGACGCGAGUGUCAUGCGAGAUGAUGUUUUCAUCCAAGUAAUUCUUCCCAAUGGAAGUUUGGAAAUGGCAGUUGAUGAAGGUGGCGUGUUAAGGGAUGUGCUAACUGAAUUUUGGCUGGACUUUUAUGAGCAAUGCACUUUAGGAAAUGCUUUCAAGGUGCCUUUUCUACGCCAUGAUUUUGGUAAGCAGCAGUGGGAAAGCAUUGGCAGAAUAAUAGCAAUGGGUUGGCAAAAAGAGAAGUACCUGCCUAUAAAAAUAGCCCCAGUAAUUUUGGAGAAAGUUGCCCUGGGAAGUGUGAAGAGUAGUCUUGUUGACUGCUUCCUGAAAUAUGUCACAGAGUCAGAGAGAUUGGUGUUUGAAUCCUGCCGUUCAGAUUUUGAAAGUGUGGAUCAGGAAGAAUUGAUUGAAGUAAUGGAUCUCCACAGCUGUCGAAGAAUGCCAACCGCUGAUAAUAUUGAACAGCUCUUGGAGGAGCUUGCCCACCAAAAGCUGGUUCAAGAACCCGCCUUUGUCCUAGAGCAGUGGAGCAAGGUGCUUGCACCCUUUAGGUCAGAUUUGGAAGGCAUUUCAGAAGCGUAUGUAAAUCUUCAUCCAACACUGAGGAAGGUGAUUAGGUCUAUCUCUUACCCCACUACUAUGAACGACCAGCAGAAGAACAUAGGAAAGCAUCUUAGCACUUACCUUAGAGAAUCUGACGCACAGCACCUGUCUCUAUUCCUUCGGUUUUGCACUGGCUCUGAUUUGUUUCUUGGUAAGACCAUUACUUUGAGCUUCACGAAUUUGCAAGGUAUGCAGAGACGGCCCAUCGCCCACACAUGUGGAUGCUACUUGGAGUUGCCAAUUGAUUAUGACAAUUACCCGGAUUUCAGACACGAAAUGAACAAAGUAUUGGAGAGUGGUGUGUGGGCAAUGGACAUAGUUUAGUUGAUUCAGCUGCCAUCAGCAGCCUCCUCAUGUCAAGAUGAUUUAAUGCAAUAUGUAAUAUGUAAAUAUGAAAUUAUAUAAUGUACUGAUGUAUUAAUGUAAUGAGAUUUAAUGUACAUAUUUUGAUAUGUUGGAUUAUGUAAAUAUGUUAUUAUAUGUACUGUUGUAUUAAUGAAAUGUCUUGAAGUCAUCCCGACCAAUACAUAGUUUAGCAGAUUCAGAUGCCAUCAACAGCCUCUUCAUGUCGAGAUUACUUAAUUUUAUGAUUUUGAGAUGCUGGAUUAUAUGUAAAUAGGAAAUUAUAUAAUGUAAUGUGAUUUAAUGUAGAGACUUUGAGAUGCUAGAUUAUAUUUAAUGUGUAAAUAUUUAAUUAUAUAAUGAACUAUUGUAUUAAUGUAAUGUAUUAAAGUUAUCACCACCAAUACAUCGUUUAGCCGUUUCAGCUGCCAUCAGCAGCUUAUAUAUAUCCCCAGCAAUACUUAUGUUGUUUUCUAAAGCUGUUUUAUGGGAAGAUAAUAAAAUAAUAAAAGUUCAUUAAAUUGUGGCUAACUGUUUAGUUAUUUCCCAAUAAUCAAUAUUGACGCAUGAUUAAUAUAUUAAGUAUAAUGUUUAUAUCAAAUAUAUUUAUUUUUGCAGUAGAAAUGUCAACUUAAUGUUAAAGACACUACAACGAUUGGAAAAAAGGGGUUAAGACACACAGUAUAUUGUUAGGCUUGUAUUGUUGCAGAACCAGUUAAAGCCUACUCUAGUUACAAAUAGGUGCAAGUUAAGUUUUGCUAAAUGAGCUGCAGUAGGCCUAAUGCUGAAUUAGGCCUACUGCAGCUCAU
Molecule: messenger RNA, 4752 nt
Organism: Gadus chalcogrammus (walleye pollock)
Lineage: Eukaryota; Metazoa; Chordata; Actinopteri; Gadiformes; Gadidae
Exons: 3
Coding region: 1961-3925 (654 amino acids)
Molecular function (GO): ubiquitin-protein transferase activity
Source: RefSeq, a predicted model, not a curated record